Molecule: messenger RNA, 1365 nt
Organism: Agrilus planipennis (emerald ash borer)
Lineage: Eukaryota; Metazoa; Arthropoda; Insecta; Coleoptera; Buprestidae
Product: UBX domain-containing protein 1
Exons: 3
Coding region: 159-1109 (316 amino acids)
Molecular function (GO): protein binding
Source: RefSeq, a predicted model, not a curated record
CAGCUGUACUCUAUGGUCUGUGUGACUCGUCUGUUGCGAGUUCUAACCUGUCAAAAUACUUCAAAAAUACAAUACAUUAUAAUUUGGAUAGUUAGAUGUGUCUAAGAUUAAAAGUGCAACUAGUUUUUUAAAAUUUUAUUGAAGGAAGUCCUGCAAAAAUGCCUGAUAUCGUGGAAACUCUGGUCGAAAUGGGAUUUAGUAGGGAGAGAGCUGAACUUGCUGUAUCUAAAACUAAGGCAGCUGAUGUAGAAAGCGCAAUGGAAUGGCUACUAUCCCAUGAAGAAGAAAUAAAAAGUAAUGAUACUUCAGAUAAUCAAACAAGUUCUUCUACUGCUGCGGUAGAUACCGACAAUCUACAAAAGACGCUGCCGGAUGCCGAUACGGUUGAAGCAAAGUCUGUAAAAUGCGACGACUGCGGAAAACUUUUUAAGACUCAAGAAGAAAUAGAAUUCCACGCAGCUAAAUCAGGUCAUGAGAAUUUUUCUGAAUCUACUGAAGAAAAAAAACCACUGACUGAAGAAGAAAAAAAAGAACAACUUGCCAAAAUUGAAGAAAAACUGAAACAGCGCCGAUUGGAAAGGGAGGCUAAAGAAAAACAGGAAGAAUUAGAAAGAGAAAAGAGUCGAAUCAGAUCAGGCAAGGAUUUACUUGAAGCAAAGCGAAAGCAAGAGGAAACGGAAAUGAAAAAACUAAUAGAACAGAGAAAAAGAGAAAAACAAGAAGAAAAGCUGGCUCGUGAACGUGUAAAACUACAAAUUGAACAAGACAGGUUAGCAAGGAAAGCAAAACAAACCGGUGAAAAUGUUUCCAGUGCACCACCCCCUCCUACUCCUAAUACUGCUAAGCAACCACAAACACAACAGAAUUAUGCAGAAGUAAAGUUGCAAAUUAGAUUGACAAAUGGCAGCACCCUUACACAAACUUUUGGACCAAAAGAACCAUUAUCUGCAGUACGUCUUUAUGUAGAAAUGAAUAGAACAGAUGAAAAUGGACCUUUUGCCUUAAUGACUUCCUUUCCCAGAAAAAUAUUUGGUGCAGAAGAUUAUGAAAAGCCUCUGGACGUUUUAGGACUUGCCCCUUCGGCAGUUUUAAUCGUCUCUAAAACUUAAUCGCAAGACUUAUUUUGAAAUUCAACAUUAAUUAUUCAUUUUUCGUAUUAUAUUUUUUUGUAAAUAACAAAACAAAAGUUUAUUUCAUUCCCCUUUAUUUAAUUUUUUUAUAAUUUUUCAUUAGUAUCAAGUUUGACUUAAUUUAAAUUCCAAACGCAAAUAAAUAUAACGUAGUUUAAUCCUUAAGUGGUGUUUUGCUGCAAAAGAAUAUUUUUAACAUUUUAAACUAAUGAGGAAUAAUAAAGUAUUUCUCUAA